Diospyros lotus (date-plum) is the source of this 4577-nucleotide messenger RNA. RefSeq names its product mediator of RNA polymerase II transcription subunit 33A. Gene Ontology annotation, biological process: regulation of phenylpropanoid metabolic process. Gene Ontology annotation, cellular component: mediator complex. The transcript is spliced from 12 exons. Lineage: Eukaryota; Viridiplantae; Streptophyta; Magnoliopsida; Ericales; Ebenaceae. The record is from RefSeq and is a predicted model, not a curated record. The coding region runs from base 736 to 4440 and encodes 1234 amino acids.
CCCGAGCUGGCCGACCUUCUUGUCUCCAACAUUUGCUGGGCCAACAACAUCCCCGUCGCAUGGAAGUUUCUUGACAAAGCCAUGGCCUUCAAGGUUGUCCCGCCUCUGCUCGUCCUCGCUCUCCUUUCCACCAGGUUUCUCUCUUCUUUCCUUUUCAGUUUUUCAAUUCGUCUGGGUCCGCUUUGGUCUCUGUUUUCAUUUGCAGUGUGUGGAUUUGCUUCAGUAAUUACCCACCACUGAUAUAGUUGGCUCCCGCAUUCUUUGGGAGCCAAGUAUUUGAUUCUUGCUCUGUUUGAUAAAGAGUAAAGAGUAAAGGCUAUUGCUUGGUGGAUGGAGGGGGAUGGAAAUGGAUGCUAUGUAUGUUAAUGAUGUUAUAUAUUCAUUAACGUGCAUGUUCUUGAUGGCCUUCUUGUUUUAGUUGGUUCUUUCUUUUCCAAAGAUGAUUCAAAGUACUUUCAUGUUUGUGGUUGAACUGUUCUUGUUUUAUGUCUUGGUCUAUCAAUGGUAUGUCCCUGUACUUUAUUUCUUGGUUCAUCUUUCAUUCUACCACCUACUCAUUUGAUUUCGUGGCACCCACCCUUUAUAUUUUUUAGGUUUGUUUAUAUUUUUAGCUUCACCAAUAUCACAUAUUGAUUUAUGUUUAUUUGAUUAUUUGGGGUUAUGGUGCUGCUGAGCUGAGUGGUGAUUGAAACUGAAUUGGUGGCCGGUGAAUCCUCUUUUGGCUUUCUUCUUUAAAUGGUUAUUCCUAGUCGAAAAUCCAGGCCCGCAGCGUAUAGGAUUUACAUGGAACUCCUUAGAAGACAUGCUUUGACACUAAAAUCUCAAACAGAUGUGCCAAAUUACCCGAAGAUCAUGAAUCUGAUAGACAAUGUUCUUCACUUCUCCCAGAUUUUUGGUCUGCUAGGAAGUGAACCUGGCAUUGUUGUGGUUGAAUAUAUCUUUUCAACUGUCUGGCAGCUGCUUGAUGCAUCAUUAGAUGAUGAAGGGUUGCUGGAGCUGGCUCCAGAAAAGAAAUCAAAAUGGAUAACAAAAUCUCAAGAUAUGGAAGUAGACAGUGACGAGAAUUAUGAUGAGAAGAGGAUUCAAUAUCAAGAAAGAUUGCAGAACAUAAAUACUUUGACAGCCAUAGAGUUGAUCGGGCAAUUUCUGCAAAAUAAAGUAACUUCCAGGAUUCUUUACUUGGCACGCCAAAACAUGUCCGCACAAUGGGUAGAUUUUGUCCAGCGAAUGCAGCUGCUUAUAGAAAAUUCAUCAGCAUUAAAGAAUUCAAAAAUUAUAACUGCAGAUGCUCUUCUGCAGCUGACAUCAGAUACUCGCAAAAUUCUGUCUCGGGAAUGCAAAGCAAGUUUUGCCCAAGAUUUCCACGAGAUUAUGGCAUCUGGAUCCCUAGUUUCUUCUUCUGGUCUUUGUCAUGGAGUUAGUCGUUCUGCACUUUGGCUUCCUCUUGAUCUGGCGCUAGAAGAUGCAAUGGAUGGUUCACAGGUUAAUGCGACAAGUGCAGUUGAAAUAAUAACUGGUCUGCUCAAGGCUCUUAAAUCAUUUAAUGGAACCACUUGGCAUGAAAGCUUUUUAGGUCUUUGGAUGGCAGCUCUUCGUUUCGUUCAGAGGGAGAGAGAUCCAAUUGAGGGCCCUGUACCUCGGCUAGAUACUCGCUUGUGCAUGCUGUUGACAAUCACAACUCUUGUGGUUGCUGAUCUAAUUGAGGAAGAGGAGAGUAUGCAAACUGAUGCCAUCGAAAACAUAGACAACAGUCAGUGUGAAGGAAGGCAGGUUCUUGGAAAGCGUCGUGUGGAUUUGAUAUCCAGCUUACAGAGUCUGGGCAACUAUAAGAGCUUGCUGACUCCACCUCCAGCAGUUAUUUCUGCUGCCAACCAGGCUGCUCUGAAAGCAAUGAUGUUUGUUUCAGGAAUCAAUAUUAGCAGUGCAUAUUUUGACUGCAUUAGCAUGAAAGACAUGCCCAUGAACUGUUCUGGGAACAUGCAUCAUUUGAUAGUAGAGAGUUGUAUAGCCAGAAACCUGCUAGACACGUCAGCAUAUUUCUGGCCUGGCUAUGUGAAUGGGCUCAUCAAUCAAAUCCCUCAGACUUUACCUGUUCAAGUGUCCAGUUGGUCAUCCUUCAUGAAGGGAACCCCACUUACUUCAACUCUGAUAAAUGCCUUAGUCUCAGUUCCUGCUUCAAGCUUAGCAGAGCUCGAAAAAGUAUUUGAGAUUGCGGUCAAAGGAUCAGAUGAUGACAAGAUUGCUGCUGCCACUAUUCUCUGUGGGGCCUCUCUGGUACGGGGUUGGAGGAUACAGGAUCACGCUGUCCAUUUUAUAACUAGAUUACUCUCUCCACCAGUUCCUGCUGAUUAUUCUGGGAAUGAGAGCCAUUUGAUAGGCUAUGCUCCAAUGCUCAAUAUCCUCCUCGUUGGUAUAGCACCGGUUGACUGUGUUCAGAUAUUCUCACUACAUGGCUUGGUUCCACAACUUGCAGCUUCAUUGAUGGCAAUCUGUGAGGUAUUUGGCUCAUGUGUGCCUAAUGUCUCAUGGACUCUUCCAGCAGGAGAAGAGAUUUCUGCUCAUGCUGUGUUUUCGAAUGCAUUUGCACUUCUUCUAAAGCUAUGGCAGUUUAACCAUCCGCCUCUUGAGUAUGCAGUGGGUGAUGUACCCCCAGUAGGUUCCUUACUAACUCCCGAAUACCUUCUACUGGUAAGAAAUUCCCACCUAGUUUCUUCUGGAAACAUCCACAGCAAUCAAUAUAGGAGGAGACUCUCAGCUGUUGCAAGUUCAUCCUCUCCAAAGCCUAUAUUUGUGGACUCAUUUCCAAAGCUAAGAGUAUGGUAUCGACAACAUCAAGCUUGUAUAGCUUCCCCGCUCUCUGGUCUUGUUCAUGGAACUGUUCAUCAGAUUGUUGAUGGGCUUCUUAGCAUGAUGUUCAGAAAGAUUAACAGAGCCAGCCCGUCUCUGAAUUCUAUAACAUCAGGAAGUAGUAGCUCAUCUGGGCCUGGCAUUGAAGAUGCGUCUGUGAGGCCUAAAUUACCAGCGUGGGAUGUCCUUGAAGCUGUUCCUUUCGUGGUUGAUGCUGCUCUAACAUCAUGCGCCCAUGGAAGACUGUCUCCUCGUGAACUAUGUACAGGGCUUAAAGAUUUGGCUGAUUUUCUCCCGGCAUCUCUGGCAACCAUCGUAAGUUAUUUCUCUGCAGAAGUUACUCGAGGCGUCUGGAAACCAGUUCUUAUGAAUGGAACGGAUUGGCCGAGCCCUGCUGCAAACCUGUCUACUGUUGAGGAACAGAUCAAGAAAAUCCUAGCUGCCACUGGCGUAGAUGUUCCAAGCCUUGUUGCAGGAAGAAGCUGUCCAGCCACACUUCCACUGCCUUUGGCAGCCUUUGUAAGCCUUACUAUAACCUAUAAGCUUGACAAAGUGUCGCAGCGUUUUCUUGAUCUGGCCGGCCCAGCCUUGGAGUCUCUUGCUGCAGGUUGUCCUUGGCCAUGCAUGCCAAUCGUGGCUUCCUUGUGGACCCAAAAGGUGAAGCGCUGGAAGGAUUUCCUUGAAUUUUCUGCCUCUCGCACCAUAUUCCAGCACAACAACGAUUCAGUGGUUCAGCUUAUCAAGAGCUGCUUUGCUGCGACACUCGGCCUGAACGUGAGUCCUUUAUCAAGCAAUGGGGGUGUUGGGGCACUUCUUGGCCAUGGAUUUGGCUCCCAUUUCUAUGGCGGGAUAUCUCCUGUUGCGCCAGGGAUAUUGUAUCUUCGAGUUUACAGAUCCAUCAGGGACAUAAUGUUCUUAAGGGAAGAGAUCAUUUCUAUCUUGAUGCGAUCUGUGAGAGAUAUAGCACGCAGUGCACUGCCGAGGGAGAGAUUGGAAAAGGCCAAGAAAGCUAAAAAUUCAAUGGGAUCUGGACAACUUUCACUUGCUACAGCAAUGACUCGGGUGAAGCUUGCUGCUUCACUCGGGGCAUCUUUGAUAUGGUUAUCCGGUGGCUUGGCACUUGUUCAGUCACUGAUAAAAGAAACACUGCCUUCUUGGUUUAUAUCUGUUCACAGGUCUGAGCAGGAAGAAGGUUCAGGUGGGGCCGUCGCAAUGCUCGAGGGCUAUGCGCUAGCAUACUUCGCUGUGCUCUGUGGAACUUUUGCCUGGGGUGUGGACUCAUCCUCUUCAUCAUCCAAGUGGCGCCCAAUAAUCCUUGGGUUCCAUAUGGAAUUUCUUGCUAGUGCACUUGACGGGAAGAUUUCACUCGGCUGUAGCUGGGCCACUUGGCGCGCCUAUCUGUCCGGUUUUCUAAGCCUAAUGGUAGCUUGCACACCUACUUGGGUAUUGGAAGUCGACGUCCAAGUGCUAAAGAGGCUGAGUAAUGGGCUGAGGCAAUGGGACGAGGAGGAGCUAGCAAUUGCUUUGCUGGGGGUUGGUGGGGUCGGUACAAUGGGUGUAGCAGCUGGACUGAUCAUUGAAACUGAGAUAUAGUUAAUAGUUCCUUACCUUUUUGGCUGUUUUAUUGUCCAAAAUUUUGUAGGCUUUUGCUUCUAACUUGUAGGAUAUAGAGCUGUAUAUUAGCUUUUGAUGUAGAUGAAUGAAAGGUAGAAUUUUCAUUCAAAAUGAAA